Helianthus annuus (common sunflower) is the source of this 1263-nucleotide messenger RNA. RefSeq names its product probable acyl-[acyl-carrier-protein]--UDP-N-acetylglucosamine O-acyltransferase, mitochondrial. Gene Ontology annotation, biological process: lipid biosynthetic process. Gene Ontology annotation, molecular function: acyl-[acyl-carrier-protein]-UDP-N-acetylglucosamine O-acyltransferase activity. Lineage: Eukaryota; Viridiplantae; Streptophyta; Magnoliopsida; Asterales; Asteraceae. The record is from RefSeq and is a predicted model, not a curated record. Bases 49 to 1065 code for a protein of 338 amino acids. The transcript is spliced from 10 exons.
CAUAUCAUACUAAAACAUACUGGGGCAAACGCAACUCACUUUCAAAAAAUGGCAGUUUCACCCCUCAGACUCCGGCGGCAACUCGCUGUUCAUCUUCUCCGGCCACUUUACGGUCACCGGCUCUCCACUCUCAGCCAUGCUUGUAAAGACGAUAAUGAUGACGGAACAAACCCUAGCUUCAUACACCCUACGUCUGUCGUUCAUCCUGAUGCUAUUAUAGGUCAGGGUGUUUCUAUUGGCCCCUUUUGUACUGUGGGAUCUUCAGUAAUGUUGGGUAACCAUUGCAAACUACAUCCUGGAAGUCACGUUUUUGGAAACACAAAAUUGGGAGAUAAAUGCAUCUUGAUGAGUGGGGCGGUUGUUGGAGAUAACAUUCCCGGGAAAACAAUCAUUGGUUGCAACAACGUUAUUGGUCACCAUGCUGUGGUUGGUAUCAAAUGCCAGGACAUGAAGUAUAAGUCAGGUAACGAAUGCUUUCUUCAAGUUGGUGAUAACAACGAGAUUAGAGAACAUGUUUCUAUCCAUCGAUCUUCAAAACCUUGUGACAGAACAGUUAUUGGUGAUAACAAUCUUAUUAUGGGAUCUUGUCAUAUAGCCCAUGAUUGCAAAGUGGGUAGCAACAAUAUUUUUGCAAACAACACCCUUUUAGCAGGCCAUGUAUUGGUGGAGGACCAUGCGCACACUGCUGGGGCCAUUGUUGUUCAUCAGUUCUGCAAUAUUGGUUCUUUCUGUUUCAUUGGUGGGGGUUCAGUGGUUUCACAAGAUGUCCCGAAGUACACAAUGGUGGCUGGAGAUAGAGCAGAGCUACGCGGUUUGAAUCUAGAAGGUCUUCGAAGAAGUGGGUUCUCGGUUAGUGAGAUUAGGAGCCUGAGAGCUGCUUACAGGAAGAUAUUCAUGCCUACUAAUGCAAGCCUUGGGGGUAUUGAAGACCGUCUUGCUGAUGUGGAAUGUCAUAAAGACUUGUCACUUGUUCCUGCUGUGCUUUCCUUUGUGCAAUCCAUACGUGAAUCUCUUAAAGAAGGUCGACGUGGAAUAUGCAAAUUCAGAUCUUGGAGUUUUUCUUGAUUGUAUAUGUGUUAGUAUCUCUGUAAUCUUGUGUUAAGAUAUCUGUGAAUAUGUACUUAGAGGUUGUUUGGUAUCGUGAUUAUAUGGUAUGAGAUGUUAGCUGUAACCAAACUGGUUGCCGAUGAUAGUGUUUGGAUAUGCUUUUGCGGUUUGAAGCUGUGAUAAUGAGAUGAUCAAUGAUUUUCAGUGUUUAGAAAA